CUAAUGUGGCCCACGAGGCCUCUGCCCGGCCCCUUCCCUGGCCCCGGGCAGCGGGGAGGCGCGGGGGUUGGGGCAGGCUCCGGGGAGGAGGCGGCGGCCGCCACCCGGGCGUGCGAGUGAGUGAGGGAGUGCGAGCCGGGAGGGGGAGGCGGCGCGGCCGCGGCCCGGGCCCCGCCAGGGCUGCUCUCACGGCGCCUCUCUCUCCUCUCUCUUUGCCCUCCCUCGGCGUCUCGGCUUCUCUGCGUCUCUCCUCCCGCCAUGGGACCCGACUUUCCGUGCCCGCCGCAGUGCCCAGCCGGCUGGGGGAAGAUGCCAAAAUGGCGACCGGCAACUACUUUGGAUUCACCCACAGCGGGGCGGCGGCGGCGGCGGCUGCGGCCCAAUAUAGUUCUGUUCUCUGGAGCAGCAUGGACCAGCAGCCAGCUUCGGGUGUAGCCUAUUCUCAUCCAACUACAGUUGCUAGCUACACUGUCCAUCAGGCUCCAGUAGCUGCUCACACAGUUACUGCUGCCUAUGCACCAGCAGCCGCCACAGUUGCAGUUGCCAGGCCUGCUCCAGUAGCUGUUGCAGCUGCUGCAACAGCUGCUGCUUAUGGAGGCUACCCCACUGCACAUACAGCAACUGACUAUGGUUAUACCCAGAGGCAACAAGAAGCACCACCACCACCACCCCCAGCUACUACACAAAACUACCAGGACUCAUACUCAUAUGUAAGAUCCACAGCGCCUGCUGUAGCUUAUGAUAGUAAGCAGUACUACCAACAACCCACAGCAACCGCUGCUGCUGUAGCUGCCGCUGCCCAACCUCAGCCUUCUGUUGCUGAAACUUACUAUCAAACAGCCCCCAAAGCAGGUUAUAGCCAAGGUGCAACUCAGUAUACUCAAGCCCAGCAAACUCGACAAGUGACAGCCAUAAAACCAGCCACACCAAGUCCAGCUACCACUACUUUCUCCAUCUAUCCUGUAUCCUCCACCGUACAGCCAGUGGCAGCUGCGGCAACUGUGGUGCCAUCCUAUACUCAGAGUGCUACUUAUAGUACCACAGCAGUUACUUAUUCUGGUACAUCUUAUUCAGGUUAUGAAGCAGCAGUGUAUUCAGCUGCAUCUUCCUACUAUCAACAGCAGCAGCAGCAACAGAAGCAGGCAGCAGCAGCCGCCGCUGCUGCUGCUGCAACAGCUGCCUGGACAGGGACCACCUUUACUAAAAAAGCACCAUUCCAAAAUAAACAACUGAAACCAAAACAGCCUCCCAAACCACCACAGAUUCACUAUUGUGAUGUUUGUAAGAUCAGCUGUGCUGGACCACAGACUUAUAAAGAACACUUAGAAGGACAGAAACAUAAAAAAAAAGAAGCUGCAUUGAAAGCCUCACAAAAUACCAGCAGCAGCAACAAUUCUACUCGUGGGACUCAAAAUCAGCUACGUUGUGAGCUCUGCGAUGUGUCUUGUACAGGAGCAGAUGCAUAUGCUGCCCACAUUCGUGGUGCUAAGCAUCAGAAAGUGGUUAAGUUACACACAAAACUUGGUAAACCCAUUCCAUCAACAGAACCAAACGUUGUUAGCCAAGCUACUUCUUCAACAGCUGUGUCUGCUUCAAAGCCGACUGCCUCUCCUUCAAGCAUUGCAGCAAACAAUUGUACUGUGAAUACUUCAUCAAUUGCAACGUCUUCAAUGAAGGGUCUUACGACUACAGGAAACUCAUCUCUUAAUAGCACAUCUAACACUAAAGUAUCAGCAGUGCCUACAAAUAUGGCUGCCAAGAAAACAUCUACCCCCAAAAUAAAUUUUGUUGGCGGUAAUAAGCUGCAGUCAACAGGAAAUAAAACGGAAGACGUAAAAGGAACUGAAUGUGUUAAAAGUACUCCUGUCACUUCUGCUGUGCCGAUUCCUGAAGUAAAGCAAGACACAGUGUCAGAACCAGUCACACCUGCAUCUCUUGCUGCUUUACAGAGUGAUGUGCAGCCAGUAGGCCAUGAUUAUGUGGAGGAGGUACGAAACGAUGAAGGAAAAGUAAUUCGCUUCCAUUGUAAAUUAUGUGAGUGCAGCUUUAAUGAUCCCAAUGCUAAGGAGAUGCACUUAAAAGGGCGAAGACACAGACUUCAAUAUAAAAAAAAAGUAAAUCCAGAUUUGCAAGUAGAAGUAAAACCUAGUAUUCGAGCAAGAAAGAUUCAAGAAGAGAAAAUGAGAAAGCAAAUGCAGAAGGAGGAAUACUGGCGAAGGCGAGAAGAAGAGGAACGUUGGAGAAUGGAAAUGAGACGUUAUGAAGAGGACAUGUACUGGAGAAGAAUGGAGGAAGAACAGCAUCAUUGGGAUGAUCGCCGCCGAAUGCCAGAUGGAGGUUAUCCUCAUGGUCCUCCAGGCCCUUUAGGCCUUCUGGGAGUUCGACCAGGCAUGCCUCCUCAGCCUCAGGGGCCUGCACCCUUACGUCGUCCUGACUCAUCUGAUGACCGUUAUGUAAUGACAAAACAUGCCACAAUUUAUCCAACUGAAGAGGAGUUACAGGCAGUUCAGAAAAUUGUUUCUAUUACUGAACGUGCUUUAAAACUGGUUUCAGACAGUUUGUCUGAACAUGAGAAGAACAAGAACAAAGAGGGAGAUGAUAAGAAAGAGGGAGGUAAAGACAGAGCUUUGAAAGGAGUUUUGCGAGUGGGAGUAUUGGCAAAAGGAUUACUUCUCCGAGGAGAUAGAAAUGUCAACCUUGUUUUGCUGUGCUCAGAGAAACCUUCAAAGACAUUAUUAAGCCGUAUUGCAGAAAACCUACCCAAACAGCUUGCUGUUAUAAGCCCUGAGAAGUAUGACAUAAAAUGUGCUGUAUCUGAAGCGGCGAUAAUUUUGAAUUCAUGUGUGGAACCCAAAAUGCAAGUCACUAUCACCCUGACAUCUCCAAUUAUUCGAGAAGAGAACAUGAGGGAAGGAGAUGUAACCUCGGGUAUGGUGAAAGACCCACCGGACGUCUUGGACAGGCAAAAAUGCCUUGACGCUCUGGCUGCUCUACGCCACGCUAAGUGGUUCCAGGCUAGAGCUAAUGGUCUGCAGUCCUGUGUGAUUAUCAUACGCAUUCUUCGAGACCUCUGUCAGCGAGUUCCAACUUGGUCUGAUUUUCCAAGCUGGGCUAUGGAGUUAUUAGUAGAGAAAGCAAUCAGCAGUGCUUCUAGCCCUCAGAGCCCUGGGGAUGCACUGAGAAGAGUUUUUGAGUGCAUUUCUUCGGGGAUUAUUCUUAAAGGUAGUCCUGGACUUUUGGAUCCUUGUGAAAAGGAUCCCUUUGAUACCUUGGCAACAAUGACUGACCAGCAGCGUGAAGACAUUACAUCCAGUGCACAGUUUGCAUUGAGACUCCUUGCAUUCCGCCAGAUACACAAAGUUCUAGGCAUGGAUCCAUUACCGCAAAUGAGCCAACGUUUUAACAUCCACAACAACAGGAAACGAAGAAGGGAUAGUGAUGGAGUUGAUGGAUUUGAAGCUGAGGGGAAAAAAGACAAGAAAGAUUAUGAUAACUUUUAAAGUGUCUGUGAAUCUUCAGUGUUAAAAAAAACAACAGGUGCCCAUUUGUUGGCUGUUUUUCAUUCAUAAUAAUGUCUACAUAAAAAAAUAUAUCAAGAAUUUAAAGGAUUUCAUGGGAGAACCAAGUUUUUCUAUGACAUUUAAAAAUGUAUACUGUUAGGUGUUAUUUGAAUGGGAAGACACCAAAAAAAAAA
Cebus imitator (Panamanian white-faced capuchin) is the source of this 3694-nucleotide messenger RNA. It is a transcript of the gene ZFR, whose product is annotated as zinc finger RNA binding protein. The record is from RefSeq and is a predicted model, not a curated record. The transcript has 20 exons. Gene Ontology annotation, molecular function: zinc ion binding; single-stranded RNA binding; double-stranded RNA binding. Gene Ontology annotation, cellular component: precatalytic spliceosome. Bases 318 to 3500 code for a protein of 1060 amino acids. NCBI's taxonomy places the organism in Eukaryota, Metazoa, Chordata, Mammalia, Primates, Cebidae.